AUGGCGACUAAAGCGGCCACAUUUGUGUAUAAGAGUUGUAAUCGCUUAUGGAGGUCUUUUAGUCUUCAAGAUCUCCCAUUUAGACUAACAUUUGGAAGAUUACAGAUACUAAGAAAUUUAUGCAGCAGUGCAACAGAUUUAAAAGAACAACUAGAUACAGAAGAACACCCUGAUCCACCUGCACAUUUGCUGCAGAGCCGUGGAAUGGGAACUCCUGUUCUUGAGGAACACAUACCAGUGCACCCUGAAGUGGCAGAGAUCUUGAGGAACUCUAAAGGUCGAUUAAUUGAUGGCAAAUGGCACAAGCCUUUGUACAAUGCCAGAGGAUUGGCAGCUUUAAGAAAUGAAUAUAUAGCUAAAGGCAUCUAUUGGCCAGAGAAACCAAUGCGUGACAGAGGCCUGGAUAGAACACCAAAAGGACACAAGCGAGCGAUUCGAAAGGAAGAGAGACUAGCAAGAAUCGCUGAAAACAUGGCCAAGAUGCCAGAAAUUGUCGCCGAUUAUCGUAAAAGGAUGCAAGAAAAGAGAGCCAAAUUGAAACAGGAAAAAGAAGAGGCGAGACUGCGAACAAUUAAUGCGCAGAGGCUUGGCUAUGAUAUCAGAGAUCCUCGAGCCUUAAUGGCGAUGCAAGGGGAAUUCGUAGACCUUCAGAAGAAAAAGAAAUGGAAGAAACAAAAGAAAGAGAAAGUGAAAAGCAUUUCAUAAAUGAAAAGUAAUUUGAA
Messenger RNA from Stylophora pistillata, 722 nucleotides. RefSeq lists its product as uncharacterized. NCBI's taxonomy places the organism in Eukaryota, Metazoa, Cnidaria, Anthozoa, Scleractinia, Pocilloporidae. Gene Ontology annotation, cellular component: nucleus; mitochondrion. The record is from RefSeq and is a predicted model, not a curated record.